AUGGACGUGCCUGUCAUCUUUCUGCUCAUCCACCUGACCCUCACUGAGAUUAAAGCGCUGUUGGCCAGUAGGGCAGUAGAGGGUGGAUGUCCUCUCGGCCAUUUUCCAUGUGGGAACAUGAGUGAGUGUCUCCCUCAGGCUUUACAGUGUAACGGACAUAAAGACUGUCCGAAUGGAGCUGACGAGCGGCGCUGUGGAGAUAACGUCGGUUGGGCUGACUUAUUUGGUCGAACACUACAGAAUCCCAAUCCUGUGGACUCCCUGGAGUGCUUCUUGCAGGAGUAUCCAGAGAGCUGUGAUUGCAUACUGACAGAUGUUGAGUGUGUGGAGGUCAACCUGCAGGAUGUUCCACAAAUUUCUCCAAAUGUUACCUGGCUGUCGCUGAGGAGCAAUGAGAUCCAAGUGUUGUCUGAUUAUGUCUUCUCUGAAUACCCUGCCCUGGAGAGACUGUUUCUGCAAAACAACAGCCUCCAGUUCAUAUCCAAACACGCCUUCAGUGGCCUGUACAAUCUAAAGAGGUUGUUUCUCAGUGAGAAUUUGAUAUCCAUCCUUAGUCCUGGUGUGUUCAGGGACCUCCACCAGUUAGAGUGGCUGAUGUUGGAUCAUAACCCACUGAACAGCUUGUCCCAGGACACCUUCAUUGGGCUCGAGUCUCUCAUGUACCUAUCCAUGGUGGAUACCUCGCUGCAGCAGCUUCCUCACCCGAGCUUCUGUCAACACAUGCCUGCCUUGGACUGGCUGGAUCUUGAGGGAAAUCUGAUUCAAACUCUGAAUUACUCCAUAUUGAAGACAUGCAGCAAGCUGGAAGUGCUAUUACUGAUGGACAACAAGAUUGGAAGAGUCCCUGAAAACACCUUCCAGUCCCUGUGGAAACUGGCUGAGCUGAAUCUGUCCAGCAACAGGAUCAGGGAGCUGCCGAGAAAUACUUUUAAGAGCGUUUCCAAGUCCCUCCUUAAACUAAAUAUUUCCUAUAAUCCCCUUCUCCACAUUCACCCCAGCCACUUUAACCACCUAACACAACUUCAGUCUCUGGCACUGGAAGGGAUUGAGAUACCAGAUAUUCAGACUAAGAUGUUUCUGCCUAUGAAAAACCUCUCCCACAUCUACUUUAAGACGUUCCAGUACUGCUCCUAUGCACCUCAUGUCAGGUCCUGUAAGCCUAACACAGAUGGUAUCUCUUCUUUUGAGGACCUGCUGGCUAACAUGGUGCUGCGGGUGUCUGUCUGGGUCAUGGCCUUCAUUACCUGCUUUGGUAACCUCUUAGUCAUUGGCAUGCGGUCGCUGAUUCGAGCUGAGAACAACCUGCAUGCUGCCUGCAUCAAAGUCCUCUGCUGUGCAGACUGCCUUAUGGGUGUCUACCUGUUUUUUGUCGGAGUUUUUGAUGUAAAAUUCCGUGGGCAGUACAAUCGUAACGCCCUGUUGUGGAUGGAGAGUGUUGCGUGUCGGACCAUUGGAUUCCUGGCCAUGCUCUCCUCAGAGGUUUCUGUUCUCCUCCUGACCUACCUGACUCUGGAGAAGUUCCUGGUUAUUGUCUUCCCCUUCAGUAAUCUGCGACCAGGCAAACUUCAGACUGGGGUGAUGCUGGCCUCAAUCUGGCUGCUUGGGUUCAUUAUUGCUGCUGUUCCCCUCAUGAAUGAAGACGUGUUUGGAAACUACUAUGGACGUAAUGGUGUCUGCUUUCCCCUGCACUCUGACAGGCAAGAAAAACCGACUGCCAAAGGAUAUUCCACAGGGAUUUUUCUGGGUCUAAACCUGGUGGCUUUCCUGGUGAUCGUCUUCUCCUACUCCAGUAUGUUUUACUCUAUCUAUAAAACCGGCAUUAAUGCGACAGACCUGAGGAGCAGACUGCACAGAGACGUGGCUGUGGCCAACAGAUUUUUCUUCAUAGUGUUCUCUGAUGCCCUCUGCUGGAUUCCCAUAUUUUUGGUGAAAAUCCUCUCACUUAUGGAGGUGGAGAUACCUGGCACCAUUUCCAGUUGGGUAGUCAUCUUCAUCCUUCCCAUUAACAGCGCCUUGAACCCCAUCCUGUACACCUUGACCACCAGCUUUUUCAGAGAGCAGGUGGAACUUUUACUCUGUCGGUGGCAGAGGAGACAUGCCUUGAAAAAAGACCGGAAAAGCCUCACCUCCUCCACAAUCUUCAUGGAGACAUCACGAGCUCCUUGCUACCACCCACCAGCCUACAUCCAGCGUGUGUCACUGAUGGGCGCAGAUCCUCGCUACGCCUGA
This is a messenger RNA of Scomber scombrus (Atlantic mackerel), 2229 nucleotides long. It is a transcript of the gene rxfp2a, whose product is annotated as relaxin family peptide receptor 2a. Gene Ontology annotation, biological process: G protein-coupled receptor signaling pathway. NCBI's taxonomy places the organism in Eukaryota, Metazoa, Chordata, Actinopteri, Scombriformes, Scombridae. The record is from RefSeq and is a predicted model, not a curated record. Bases 1 to 2229 code for a protein of 742 amino acids. The transcript has 20 exons. Gene Ontology annotation, cellular component: membrane. Gene Ontology annotation, molecular function: protein binding; G protein-coupled receptor activity.